UAUUAUUUAUGGAAUACAUUAAUUCGCAUCUAUAUAAAUGGUUUGAAAUGCGACUUAGUUGUAUAGCUGACCCACAAUGGCUCUAGUUAAGACUUUACUUAUUCUGACUGUGGCAAUUACCCUCGUUGCUACAACUUUGGGGGAAAAUCAUAAAACAGGCUAUGGCAGUAGCUCUAGUAGCAUACCAGCUGGCAAUACCCAUGGCGGCUCUUCUGGUGGAGGUAAGGUGGCAUCUGGAAAAGAAGCAGGUAUAGAUAGUCCAGGUGGUAACCAAGAUCUUGGAAAACAGGCUAAAAGUGCCUCUGAAGGACAAGGUGGUAGCAGUUCGAUUGGUCCCGGAGGGCCUGGAAGUGCUCAAGGAGGGGCGGGAAGUAGUCAAGGUGGAUCUGGAAGUCAUCAAGGAGGACAUGAAGGUAAAAGUGGAUCCAGUAGUAUCAGCGGAAGUCCAGGAUCUAAAGGACAAAGUGGAAGUAGUCCUGAUGGACAGAGCAGUGGUCAGAAGGUACCUGGAAGUUUAAGUGAAUCGGGUGGUAUUGUCUCUCCCGGACUGACUGGCGCCGUUAGCCAAGUAGGAAAAAAAUCUGAUGGUCAUGAGAGUGCAAAAGGCGGUCAAGGUGGAUCUGGUGGAAGCCAAGGUGGAUCUAGCGGCGGAAGCCAUGGAGCAAAGUCUGGCUAUGGACGUUAACAAUACACAAAUAUGAAAACUAUUGAUCUUUACCAAAUGAUAACUAAUCAUUUAAAUUGUACGACUUUAUUUUCUCAAGAUUAAAUAUAUGUUCAACCAACAAUAA
This is a messenger RNA of Nymphalis io (European peacock), 791 nucleotides long. RefSeq names its product sericin-1-like. Lineage: Eukaryota; Metazoa; Arthropoda; Insecta; Lepidoptera; Nymphalidae. The transcript is spliced from 2 exons. The coding region runs from base 77 to 685 and encodes 202 amino acids. The record is from RefSeq and is a predicted model, not a curated record.